Molecule: messenger RNA, 2494 nt
Organism: Equus caballus (horse)
Lineage: Eukaryota; Metazoa; Chordata; Mammalia; Perissodactyla; Equidae
Product: A disintegrin and metallopeptidase domain 3
Biological process (GO): male gonad development; binding of sperm to zona pellucida; cell adhesion
Cellular component (GO): plasma membrane
Molecular function (GO): metalloendopeptidase activity
Source: RefSeq, a predicted model, not a curated record
CGCCCUUUCCCUCCAGCCGCCUCCCCAGCGCGCGAACAGCCAACCGCUAUCGCUGCGGCCAGGCUGGCAGGCCACACAAUGCUGUCUCUCUUCCUGAUCCUCUCAGGCCUGGGCCGCUUGACCACCGCGGUUCAUGAUUCUGAAACACCACUUAUACAAAUUACCGUGCCAUGGAAGAUUGGGACAAACAGCAGUGAUGACGCUGUUUCAGGAAACCAUGUCGCUUAUGCCAUCAAAAUUGAUGGGAAAAUAUACACUUUCCAUCUUAAGAAACAGUCAUUUCUAGACCCUCAUUUCCUGGUGUAUUCAUACAACAAAUCAGGAACAUUGUAUCCAGAUUCUUCAUUUAUAAAGAGCCAUUGCUUUUAUCAAGGAUAUGCUGCAGAGGUUCCAAAAUCAGUUGUGACACUUAGCACUUGUUCUGGACUCAGGGGAUUAUUGAAAUUGGAGAAUGUCAGUUAUGGAAUUGAACCACUGGGAUCAGCGGCUACAUAUGAGCACAUGCUUCAUCGAAUAAAGAAUAAUAAAAUCUCUUUUCCUCCCUUACAAGAAACUUAUCCUAUGACCGAAUUGGUAGAUAAAUCCUUCAGGAUUUUUGUGAAAUCAGAAAAAAAUUCAGAUGCGCUAACGAAAAGAAUUCUGAAGAUGCAAAUCGUUAUGGAUAAAGCCUUGUAUAAUUACAUGGGCUCUGAAGUGGCAGUUGCAACUGAGAAAGUUGUCCAUAUCUUUAGUCUUAUCAACACUAUGUUUUCCCAGCUUAAAAUGACUGUUAUGUUAACUUCUUUGGAGAUCUGGUCAGAUCAAAAUAAGAUUUCCUCUAAUGGGGAUGCUGAUGAAGUACUGCAAAGAUUUGUGUCAUGGAAAGAAAAAUUUUUGUUUCAAAGGUCUCAUGACAUGGCAUUCUUAUUAAUUUAUCGGGACCAUCAAAAUUACGUGGGAGCAACAUAUCAUGGAAUGGCAUGUGAUCCAAAGUUUGCUGCAGGAAUUGCUCUGUAUCCAAAGACGAUAACUUUAGAUGCAUUUUCAAUUGUUAUGGUACAGUUGCUUGGAAUUAAUCUAGGAUUAACAUAUGAUGACAUCUACAAUUGUUACUGUCCAGGAACUACAUGCAUAAUGAAUCCUCAGGCAAUACGCUCCCAUGGUGUAAAGUUUUUUAGCAGUUGCAGCGUGAAUGAAUUUAAACAUGUGGUUUCACAGCCUCAAUUUGAAUGUCUUCAGAAUCAAACAGUUUCAAAAGUGGUUUACCAAGAAAAAUCUUCAACUUGUGGCAAUCAGGUUUUGGAACAAUUCGAGGAAUGUGAUUGUGGAAGUGUAGAGGAAUGCAGUCAUAAAAAAUGCUGUCAUCCUGAAAAUUGUACUCUGAUUGGAAAUGCAGAGUGUGGCAGUGGAAUAUGCUGUGAUAAAAAAACUUGUGAAAUAAUUGGAAGAGGAACUAUCUGUAGGGAAAGCAAAGAUCCGUGUGAUUUUACAGAAUAUUGCAAUGGAAUAAGUGAAUUUUGUGUACCUGAUACAAAGGCUUUUGAUUUAGAACCGUGCAAUAAUAAAACUGCCUUUUGCUAUGGGGGAACAUGCCGAGAUCCAGAUGUACAGUGUUUAGAGUUAUUUGGAAAAUUUGCUAGAGGUUCUACUUAUCUAUGUACACAAGAAGUGAAUUUUCAAUCAGAUGACUACGGAAACUGUAAUAGGGGUCGUUGUAAUUAUAAGCAAAUCCAUUGUGGAAAGAUGGUUUGUCACUGGACACAUUCACAGAUAGUACCAUCGACAACUUAUGAUAUUCAGUAUACUUUCCUUGGAGGCCAUGUAUGUAUGUCAGCAUUCAUAAGAAAUAGAUCAGUAUCUGUAGCCAACGAUAGAACUUAUGCAGUUGAUGGCACUAUUUGUGAUGAGCAAAAGUAUUGUUCCAGAGGAGCUUGCCUCUUUGUCAGUGACUACCCAGGAAAAAACAGGUGUAUCUCAGAAACAAAAUGCCAAGGACAUGGGAUUUGCAAUAAUUUCCUUAAUUGUCAAUGUGAUGCUGGAUAUGCUCCUCCAACUUGUGAGCCAACGUCAUCAUCACCAGGAGGAAGUGUGGAUGAUGGGUUUUGGACUGUGGAAAGUAAGAAUACGUACUCGUUUAUAAAACGACGUGCUGCUGCCCCUAGAAAAAAUGGCCUCUUGAUCAGUUUCUAUGUUUUUCUACCUUUCCUUAUUUUAACUGCUGUCAUUGCUCUUAAAUGGAAUAAAAUUAAGAGAUCUUGGAAGAGAGAGGAAACAGUAAGUGAAGGAUCUAUAUCAGAAGACAGCAGUAGUAACAGCAUCCAGUCACAUGUAGAGUUAAAGAACAGUGAGUAAACAAUAAUGUCAAAAAGCUAGAGGUUGGAGAAAGGAUAUUACUAAGAAACUCACCAUUAACCGGCCUGAUCCAAGAAUGAAAAAAAUCUGCUUUCUCUCUCCUUUUGCUAUGACUUAGAGCUUUCAUUUUCACAAACCAAAAUAAAUCCCGUGAGUGAAAGUA